AUGCAACCCAAGAAGCUGCCGCCUGGUGUCCAAUAUGCAAAGAUAGAGUUAAAUGAGACGUGCCCAAAAGGGACUGUCCCUGUUCUAAGAGUCGCAGACAAAGAUCUACCUAAUGAUGUAUCAAAUUUAAAUAAGUCUCAAUUUUCUUCAUUUGAUCCAUUGGAUGCUUAUAUAGAAUUUGCAGGAAUAUUUACAAAAACAACCCCAGACAAAAAGUAUCAAGCAGUUGGAGCCAAAAUGAGUGUAUGGAAUCCAUGUGUUAAAGGACCUUUCCAAUAUAGUUCAGUUGCAAUCUCAGUUGAAGCAACGUUUGGAACUGACUUCGAACAAAUACAACUUGGGUGGACUGUAAACCCAAACGUGUACGGUGAUACACGCACCCAUUGGUUUUUUCAAAUGACUAACAAAGGAGUUUCAUCAUGUCAUAAUCUUGCUUGCUUGGGGUUUGUACAAACUAAUACCAAAGUUCCAAUUGGAAGUGUUAUAGAGAAGGUCUCUGAUUUCGGUACUGCUGAUCAAGUGGUUUUGCAUUUCUCCAUGAUUUGGGAUGGAGCAGCUUCAACUAGAACUGGAAAAUGGUGGGUGUAUUUUAAUACUGAACCACAUCCAGUUGGAUAUUUUCCAGACAAACUAUUUUUUGAGUUAAAUUCUGGAGCAGACACAUUGAAAUGGGGAGGCUAUGUUUUCACUCCGCCAAGUGAUAAUGCUAGCCCUCAAAUGGGUAGUGGAGAAUUUGAUGAUGGCAUAUAUCAACGAACUGCUUACAUGACUAAUGUACAAUAUGUAGGUGCCAAUAAUCAAUUAGUUCGCUCGCCAAAUGAUAUUCAAAUUGAUGAGUCUCGUUGUUACCUUGAAGGGGAUGAAUCAUACAAAGACGACACAAUAGGAUAUACCUUUUGUUUUGGCGGAAAAGGUGGCAUACCAGAUAACUGUUAUCAUCAGUAA
Molecule: messenger RNA, 945 nt
Organism: Quercus robur (English oak)
Lineage: Eukaryota; Viridiplantae; Streptophyta; Magnoliopsida; Fagales; Fagaceae
Exons: 5
Coding region: 1-945 (314 amino acids)
Source: RefSeq, a predicted model, not a curated record